AUGAAAGCGGUUAAAUAUCUUUAUAAGUAUAUUUAUAAAGGUCAUGAUGCAGCUGCAGUAAAUAUUGCAAAAUCUGAUGAUGCUAAUCACGUUAUAGAUCAUGAUGAAAUUCAAGACUAUAUAGAUGGGCGUUACGUUGGACCGGUAGAAGCAUGGUGGCGAAUUUUUAAUAAAGAAUUACAAAAUAAAAGUCAUACAGUUAUGAGAUUACCUGUCCAUUGGCCAAAUCAGCAAACAAUCACUAUUAAUUCUCCAGAAACUGAAGAUAGUAUACAAAAUGCUCUAGAAAAGCAAACAAUGCUUAUUGAUUAUUUCGCUUUAAACAGUCGCGAUUUUGAAGCGAGAAAUUUAACAUAUGCAGAAAUUCCUUCUCUUUAUGUAUUUAAAAAACAAAAAAAAUUUAAUAUUUACUCUUGCCGUCGACGAAAAAGUCAUUUUAACGUUAUUUGCAGAAUGUACUCAGUAAGUCCAAACCAAAUAGAAUUGUUUCAUUUAAGAUUAUUAUUAGUUAAUGUUAAAGGAGCUCCAAGUUUUGAAGAUCUGAAAACAGUUAAUGGCAUUACUUACGAUACUUAUGUUGCAACGUGUUUAACUUUAGGACUUAUUGAGGACGAUGAUGAGUGGAAGAAGGUAAUGAAAGAGGCAGAAUCACGGAUGAUGCCAUACCAAUUACGAAGAUUAUUCGUUAGAAUUUUAAUCUACUGCCAACCUGUUUAUCCGGAACAAUUAUGGGAAGAAUUUAAAACAGCGAUGUCUCAAGAUUUUUCAAACCAAUUUGAAAUCAAUACGGCAUAUAAGAAAGCAUACGUUCAAAUAAACACAAUGUUAAUAGCAGAAGGAUCGAGCUUAAGUCAAUUCCCAUCAAUGAAACAAAUUACUGAAACUGACAACGAUGAUUUUAAUUUUACAUCAAUUCCAAUAACUCAACACAAAACUCUUGGUAAAGAAUAUUAUAGUAAAUUAAAUGAAGAUCAAAAAAUCAUCGUCGAUACCAUUAAGCAUUCAGUCUGCACUAUAAAUGGUGAUGACAUCCCUACUUGCUUUUACAUUGACGGCCCUGUUGGGUCUGGAAACACUUUCAUUUAUACAACAUUAUAUCAUAUACUAAAAGGUGAAAAUAAAAAUAUUUGUACAAUGGCAUACACAGGUAUAGUAGCAACUUUACUUCCGCACGGAUAG
Microplitis demolitor is the source of this 1179-nucleotide messenger RNA. RefSeq lists its product as uncharacterized. The transcript has a single exon. The record is from RefSeq and is a predicted model, not a curated record. Gene Ontology annotation, molecular function: DNA helicase activity. The coding region runs from base 1 to 1179 and encodes 392 amino acids. Lineage: Eukaryota; Metazoa; Arthropoda; Insecta; Hymenoptera; Braconidae. Gene Ontology annotation, biological process: telomere maintenance; DNA repair.